AUGCCGAGGACAAGAGCAAGGGCAGCAGCAGCUAAGUCAGAUGAACCUGAGAAGCCAACUGAACCUGAAAAGCGUGAUGAUUCGGAGGAGAGGGUGGACUUUGAUGGAGACAAUGAUCUUGAGGAGACAGUAGAGGAGGAGGUUGAGUAUGAAGAAGUAGAAGUAGAAGAGGAAGUAGAGGAAGAUGAAGAGGAAGAGGUUGAAGAGGAGGUGGAGGAAGAGGAAGACGAAGAGGAAGAGGAAGACGGGGAAGAGGAUACUGCUGCUGAUGGGGCUGAUGUGCAAAAAGGCUCAGAUGGUGAUGAGGACAUGAAACCUGCUGACGCUGAAGGGGAUGUGGAAAAAAAGCAUGCUGAGCUUCUUGCACUACCUCCUCAUGGGUCGGAGGUAUACUUGGGUGGCAUUCCACAAGAUGCUUCUGAAGAGGAUCUAAGGAACUUUUGUGAAUCGGUUGGUGAAGUCGUAGAGGUCCGAAUAAUGAAGGAAAAGGACUCAAGCGAGAACAAGGGUUACGCCUUUGUCACCUUCAGAACAAAGGAAUUUGCUUCUAAGGCUAUUAAGGAGCUUAAUAAUACAGAACUGAAGGGAAAAAAGAUCAAGUGUUCAACUUCUCAAGCAAAGCAUAAAUUGUUCAUUGGUAAUGUUCCAAGAAACUGGGGAGAGGAGAAUAUGAAGAAGGUCGUAACUAAGAUAGGACCUGGAGUUAUUGCUGUGGAGCUGCUGAAGGACCCACAAAACCCCACCCGCAACCGUGGAUUUGCGUUUGUUGAGUAUUAUAACCAUGCUUGUGCAGAGUAUUCAAGACAAAACAUGUCAAAACCAGAAUUUAAGCUUGAUGAUAAUGCUCCAACUGUAAGUUGGGCUGACCCGAAAAAUGUGGAUUCUUCAGCUACUUCACAGGUUAAAGCAGUUUAUGUGAAGAAUUUGCCCAAAAACAUUACCCAGGAUCAGCUAAGAGAACUGUUUGAAUAUCAUGGAAAGAUCACAAAAGUUGUUCUCCCUCCGGCUAAAGCAGGCCAUGAGAAGAACAGAUACGGUUUUGUUCACUUUGCGGAAAGGUCAAAUGCAUUGAAGGCUCUAAAGAACACUGAGAAAUAUGAGAUAGAUGGUCAAGUUUUGGAGUGCUCUCUUGCGAAGCCACAGCUGACUGAUCAGAAGUCCUCUGGAGCUUCAAAUUCACAGAAGUCGGCCCUACUUCCAAGAUACCCACCCGGUCUUGGUUAUGGUUUGGUUGGGGGUGCCUAUGGCGCUCUGGGUGCAGGAUAUGGCGCUGCAGGUUUUGGACAACCACCGAUCUACGGAAGGGGACCUCCUCCUGGUGGCAUGCCAAUGAUGCCGAUGCUUUUGCCAGAUGGAAGGAUUGGAUAUGUCUUUCAACAGCCAGGAGCACAGCCAUACAGCAGUCCACCACCACAGCAGAGAAGUGGCAGGAGUGGUGGCAGUAGCGGAGGAAGCCGGAGUGGUGGAAGACGUAGCAGUGACAGGGGACAUGGUGGGCGUAGCCGGUAUAACCCCUACUAAUAUAUUUGCAUUGCUCGGCAGAUGCAAUUACCGGACAAGAAAGAUAAAUGAGGGUAGUGCUUUAUUGCUUCUGUUAAUUCCUUUUACUUCCAACUCUCAGUACUCCCCAUGUUUGCCAACAAAAGCUUUAGACUUAUCUUUUGUAAAUUGUCCUGAAUUCUUAUCAUUAUACGUUGUUUGAGAGAUUUGUCUAACAAGAUGUAUUCAUGAUUCUGUCUCUCUCUCUCUCUCUCUCUCUCUAUAUAUAUAUAUAUAUAUAGAUUUGUGAUGCU
Camellia sinensis is the source of this 1793-nucleotide messenger RNA. The record is from RefSeq and is a predicted model, not a curated record. Lineage: Eukaryota; Viridiplantae; Streptophyta; Magnoliopsida; Ericales; Theaceae.